Messenger RNA from Mizuhopecten yessoensis (Yesso scallop), 665 nucleotides. RefSeq names its product diamine acetyltransferase 1-like. The record is from RefSeq and is a predicted model, not a curated record. Lineage: Eukaryota; Metazoa; Mollusca; Bivalvia; Pectinida; Pectinidae. The transcript has 5 exons. Bases 1 to 522 code for a protein of 173 amino acids. Gene Ontology annotation, molecular function: N-acetyltransferase activity.
AUGACGGAUUACAAAAUCAGACCGGCUGUAGAGGAUGACGUUGAGGAGAUACUUCGGCUAAUACAAGAGUUUACGGAAUAUCUUCACGUCAAGAUACCGGAACAACUAGAGACGAUAUCUGAAAGACUGAGACGGGACGGUUUCGGCGAGCAGAAAUGUUUCGAAUACCUUGUUGUGGAGGAUACGACUGCAAAAACUGCUGAGGGCAAGACUGUGUUGUUGGGGUUUGCUUUGUACUUCUACACCUACGCUACACUGGUUGGACGUAUCAUUUACCUUGAGGAUUUGUUCUUGUCAGAGGCCUACAGGGGGCGUGGCAUAGGGGCAAAACUUUUCAAGACAGUAGCGCAGAUUGGUACCGCACAUAAUUGUCAGAAGAUGCAGUGGGUGGCGCACACGUGGAACAAACCGUCCAUAGAGUUCUAUAAGAAACAGGGAGCAGUGAAUAUGACUGAAAAAGAGAAGUGGAACAUAUUCCAACUGACCAGGCCGGAGUCGGAACAACUAUCUAAGAAACAAUAACCUAUUGAUAGUAAUGUCGAAAACAUUUGUAUACGUUUGAACUAAAACUUGUCUUGGAAGCUACUUCUAGGAGGAUUUUCCUGUUUGAAUUAUGAAGUUAAAGGAAACCAAAACUCGAUAUGUACUGAAGUAAAUAAAAAAAG